Molecule: messenger RNA, 1644 nt
Organism: Arabidopsis lyrata subsp. lyrata
Lineage: Eukaryota; Viridiplantae; Streptophyta; Magnoliopsida; Brassicales; Brassicaceae
Exons: 9
Coding region: 258-1322 (354 amino acids)
Cellular component (GO): membrane
Source: RefSeq, a predicted model, not a curated record
CGUGGUUAAGUAAAGAAUCUUGUCUCUUGCUUUGAAUGCUAUAUCUCUUUGUAUGUUUCAAGUUUUGUCUCUCUCGCUCUCCCUCUCGUUGUCCAUUGUUAAUGCUAACCAAAAAAACGAAAUCAAGAUCCGUGAUGUCUCAUCAUGAGUUUCUCGCCUCUGCUUUUUCUUUUCUUGACGUGAAUUUAUUAGACUCUAUUUGUUAAAAACUUAAAAUCAAGAUCACUUGGUUUCACAAAGUUACAGAGAUUUUGAGAAUGGUGAAGAAUGUGUUUAGCCGAAUUGAUUUGUCGAGUUUUGUUACAGGUUCAACUGAACAUACUUGGCAACCAACAAUGACUUCGGAGACAAACAUUCCAAGUUACUGGCUAAACUGGAGAUUCUUUGUCUGUGCAAUCUUUGUCUUAACGUCUCUGUUUCUAUCUUCUUAUGUGAUUUGGAGAUAUGAAGGACCAAGAACACGCAAAAAACGCGGUGAUGAUGAUCAAAGCUUGGAACUAGAACAACUCACAGGAGUUGUAUAUGAUGAUGAAACUUGGAAUACUUGUGUCAAAGAGAUUCAUCCGAAUUGGUUGUUAGGUUUUCGUGUUUUCGGUUUUGUUGUUCUUCUUGGACUUAUCUCUGGUAAUGCUAUUGCUGAUGGAACCGGCAUUUUCAUCUUCUACACACAAUGGACUUUCACAUUGGUCACAAUUUACUUUGGGCUUGCAGCAUUGGCGUCCAUAUACAGAUUUAAGUCUGCUGAUAAUGGUGAAAACAGAAUCAGUAUAGUAGAUGAAGAGCAAGGUUCGUAUAGACCUCCCGUGAAUGGUGAAAACUCGAAUGUGUUUAAAUCUUCAUACGGACACGAUAGAGAAAACAGGUCUACACGUCAGGUUGCAACUACAUUGGGUUACAUUCAUCAGAUUCUUUUUCAAACUUGUGCAGGAGCUGUAUUACUUACAGAUGGUGUGUUUUGGUUCAUUAUCUACCCUUUUCUUACAGCCAAAGAUUUCAAUCUCGACUUUUUCAUUGUCAUUAUGCACUCAGUCAAUGCUGUUUUCCUCCUCGGUGAAACUUUCUUGAAUUCUCUGCGAUUCCCAUUGUUCAGGGUUUCAUACUUUGUGGUAUGGACCGGCAUAUUCGUGCUAUUCCAAUGGAUUGUUCAUGCUUGUGUCUCCUUCUGGUGGCCUUACCCAUUCUUGGAUUUGUCAUCACCCUACGCCCCUUUAUGGUAUGCGGCUGUUGGAUUGAUGCACAUACCAUGCUUUGGAAUCUUUGCUUUGAUCGUGAAGUUGAAGCACUUGUGGCUCUCAAGAUGUUACUCAGAAGGACCAUACUAAAAAAGUAUCAUAUAUAUUCGAUUGUUUAAUAGUCUCAUAUGAGUCUUGAGCAAAGUUCAUAGAAGAAGUUACAGAUUCUCAUACUCUCAUGUACAAGUACAGGUAUAGGUUCUCUCCUGCCUUCUGUAUCAAUUUUUUUUCUAUGUAAAUUUCCUUUUGAAGGAACAUAUAACUUAGCUAGCUAGUCACCAUUCUUUUGGAGGGGGCCAAAACAAAUAAAACUGUUCUUUUGAAUGAUUACUUUUGUUGCAUCGUGUGAAAUUUGGUUUUGUAGAGUAUUAAAUUAAGCAUCGUCCAACUAUGAUAAAAUUUCAUUAGCUAA